AUGACGGCAAUUUGCCCUUGGACGUUUCUGGCAGAUGAUGCUCCACAGAUGCCAGCAGCGCCAUCGCCUCCGAAGGCUAAGUCUUUCGCUUCCAUCCUCAGAAAUUCGAUGGAAACAUCAAUCACGUAUAGCCAAUUGCCGCCUCCCAUGGUGAGAGGUGGAAAGACGUAUGUGAAAAUUAGUGAAGAUUUGUACCAGGAUCAACUGAAAUCAUUUAAGACUAACUUAAUUGGUAGAUUGCUGCUAAGAAAGGGUUCGCCUCCUUGCAAGGCUACUGAUCUCAAGGUUGUGCUGCAUAAGCUCUGGCAGCCUAUUUCCCCAUGGCGUUUGGUGCCUCUAGGGAAGGGGUUUUUUGAUAUUCACUUUGAAACUGAGGAAGACAUGCGACGCGUUUGGGGCGGAGGCACAUGUACCCUAACUAAGGGAAUUUUCCGGUUAUCGCAGUGGAAACAAGAUUUUAAACCUGGAGAUACUUGUCCUCAAACGCAUGCUCAGGUCUGGGUUCGCAUACUUGGCCUUAGCCAAGAUUAUUGGCAUCCAAGGCAUCUGCUUGAAAUUGCGCGAGGUAUUGGUACUCCGUUGCAGUUAGAUCGUGCUACUAAAGAGAGGGCCUUUGGAUACUUUGCCCGGCUUCUAGUAGAUGUUGACCUCACUGGUUCUCUUCCAUCUACUCUCAUGGUGGAAAGAGAAGGCUACGAAUUUGAGGUUAGUUUGGAGUAUGAAAGGCUCCCACCAAUUUGUAGCUGCUGUGGUUUGGUUGGUCAUGAUGUCAAUCACUGUCGACAGCGUAAAUCUACGGAGGAUCCGAAGAAGAAUGUGAAAACUACUGAAGCAUCCAAGCAAGUUGCAGGGAAGCAAGAAUAUCGGCUUGUCAAGUCUAUAGUUGUUAAAGCUCCCAUUGCUAUUGCACUGAUUCCCACGGAAUUGAUCGUUAAUUCCCCAAUUGCAGAGGACAUUAUUGAGAAUGCACAGCUUGGUAAUAAUAGAGACUCAAGCGCGGUGGAGCAGUUUGUGAACCAAGUAAUUGCUGAGGCGGCAAAUGAAGAAAUUGAUCAUAUUGCACAGGUGGUGGCUGCUGAACCAUUGGUUGAGAAUAUCUCUCAGGGAGAGAAUGUAGCUAUCAAUUCAACUGAUUUGCCUAGAAGUCCUACUCAUGUGAGCAACACUAUUCCAUCUCCAUCCAAGUCAUGGUUCGAUAAGGUGGAAGAGGAACAGAAUGCUAGUACGGGUGUUAGUCCUGAGUUCCCUCCCGGUUUCACCCCGGCAAAUGCUUGUCACCUUGAGGGCUCUUCUUCGUCCUCUAUUGCUUUACCACAGCAUGUACAGAAGGAUAUUGCAGUAGUUAAUUCAUGGUUGUUGGGUAAGGAUUUCAUUGAGGAUCAUGCUUUGUCAUACUUGGGUCCUAAUAAAAUCCUCACGCGUUCUCAACGGAAAAGGUUACGAAAGAAAAUUCGAGAUACAAUCAGUCAGAAUGGAAACCCCUCCUCUGGUGGGGCUCUUGCUCUCUCUUCAAAUUGA
Molecule: messenger RNA, 1518 nt
Organism: Rosa chinensis
Lineage: Eukaryota; Viridiplantae; Streptophyta; Magnoliopsida; Rosales; Rosaceae
Exons: 1
Coding region: 1-1518 (505 amino acids)
Source: RefSeq, a predicted model, not a curated record